Molecule: messenger RNA, 3050 nt
Organism: Onychomys torridus (southern grasshopper mouse)
Lineage: Eukaryota; Metazoa; Chordata; Mammalia; Rodentia; Cricetidae
Gene: Mdm4
Product: MDM4 regulator of p53
Exons: 11
Coding region: 136-1608 (490 amino acids)
Biological process (GO): negative regulation of apoptotic process; protein ubiquitination; regulation of cell cycle
Cellular component (GO): nucleus
Molecular function (GO): ubiquitin-protein transferase activity
Source: RefSeq, a predicted model, not a curated record
GCGCCGCCGUUGCUCGCAGUUUCAAAAUGCGGUGGAGGCCCUAGGAUCCGCUGCCGCCGCCCCUCCCCAGCCCGGAGGGGAAGCCACCCGUGGAGCGACCGUGAGUUUGCUGACUGCAGAAUCUUCACUGCCAAAAUGACUUCACAUUCCACCUCUGCCCAGUGCUCGACAUCUGACAGUGCUUGCAGAAUCUCUUCAGAAAGAGUGAGUCAGCAGGUACGACCAAAACUGCCACUUCUGAAGAUUUUGCAGGCAGCGGGUGCUCAAGGUGAAGUAUUCACCAUGAAAGAGGUAAUGCACUAUCUAGGCCAGUAUAUAAUGGUGAAGCAGCUCUAUGAUCAACAGGAACAACAUCUGGUGUAUUGUGGUGGAGAUCUUUUGGGAGAUCUGCUUGGAUGUCAGAGCUUUUCUGUGAAAGAUCCAAGCCCUCUCUAUGAUAUGUUGAGAAAGAAUCUUGUCACGUCAGCCUCUGUUAAUACAGAUGCCGCUCAGACUCUCGCUCUCGCACAGGAUCACAGUAUGGAUAUUCCAAGUCAAGACCAACUGAAGCACAAUGCAUCAGAAUGUUCCAGUUCCAGAAAAAGAAAUGAAGAAGAUGAUACGUGUACACUGCCUACCUCACAACGUAAACGCCGAGAUUCUAGAGGAGAUGAAGACUUAGUAGAACAUUUAACUCAAGAUGAGACAUCUAGGCUGGACCUUGACUUUGAGGAGUGGGAUGUUGCUGGCCUGCCAUGGUGGUUUGUAGGGAACUUGAGAAACAACUACAUACCUAGAAGUAAUGGCUCGACUGACCUACAGACCAACCAGGAUGUAGGUACUGCCAUUGUUUCAGACACUACGGACGAUUUGUGGUUUUUAAAUGAGUCAGUGUCAGAGCAAUUAGGUGUUGGAAUAAAAGUUGAAGCUGCUAAUUCUGAGCAAGCAAGUGAAGUAGGGAAAGCAAGUGACAAAAAGAUGAUUGGAGUGGGAAAAGAUGAUGAUCUUGAGGACCCCAAGUCCUUGAGUGAGGAUACUGAUGUGGAACUAACCUCUGAGGAUGAGUGGCAGUGUACGGAGUGCAAGAAGUUUAAUUCUCCAAGCAAGAGGUACUGUUUUCGUUGCUGGGCCUUGAGGAAGGAUUGGUAUUCGGAUUGCUCUAAAUUAACUCAUUCUCUCUCCACAUCUAAUAUUACUGCCAUACCUGAAAAGAAAGAGAAUGAAGGAAUUGAUGUCCCCGAUUGUCGGAGAACCAUUUCAGCUCCAGUUGUUAGGCCUAAAGAUGUAUAUUUAAAGGAAGAAAAUACGAAGUUUGACCCUUGUAACUCAGUGGAAUUUUUGGAUUUGGCUCAUAGUUCCGAAAGCCAAGAGACCAUCUCAAGCAUGAGAGAACAAGCAGAUAUCCUUUCUGAGCAGAAAACGGAUACAGAGACUAUGGAAGAUUAUCAAAACAUCUUGAAGCCGUGUAGCUUAUGUGAAAAAAGGCCUCGGGAUGGGAACAUUAUUCAUGGGAGGACAGGCCAUCUGACAACUUGUUUCCCUUGUGCCAGAAGACUAAAGAAGGCUGGGGCUUUAUGUCCUGCUUGUAAGAAAGAGAUUCAAUUGGUUAUUAAAGUUUUUAUAGCAUAGCUGAGUCAGUUGCAGAGAAAUACUAGGACCAGGUCAUUGCUCAAAAAUCAGUAUUCUUUAGAGGUAGGAGCAGAAGAUCGCCAAUUUUGAUGCCAGUCUGAGCCAUAUAGGGAGACCUUGUUUUUCAAAGCAUCAGUAUUGAGCAUUUUUUAUGAGUGUGACCCAUUGCAUGUGUUUGUUUAUGUAAGCAUAUAUGGAAUUUCAGAAGAUCAGUUUGAGGGUUUCAUUAACAUGACAAGAUAGGUAAAUCACUUUGUUCUCCUAAAUCUCAAAUCUGAGAGGGAAUAGUAUCAAAUAGAAACAUAACAAUGCUUUUUUUUUUUUUAAUUCACUUGGCAAAUUAUUGCAAGAGGAUAACAUUAGUUGACUUGUUUCUCUACCCUGCUGUUAUGUAAUGUUCUUGGGGCAUCAGAAUCUAAGGUAAUUGUUAGAAAAAUACUAGGGCCAACACUGAAGAAACAAAUUGAUUACUCAUUGUAUAGCCAAGGACGACCUUCAGCUCCUGAUUCCCCUGUCGUUUCUAUCUACAUGGCUAUGCUUACAGGCUGUCCUACUAUGCCCAGUUGAAAUCUCUCAGCUUUAGAUCAAAUAAAUAACAGGAGUGUACAUCUCUGCACAGCCUUCUCAAAGAGAAGGUACAGACUUAGUAAUCAACACUUUGUGUUUGUCUCCUGGAAGCUGGCUAGAUGUUUUUGUACUCAGCCUCUAGAGUUGUUCACACUCUGAGACAAUGGCCUAUGGUAGGAUUUGAACAAGUGGAGAGAAGAGGGGAUGUAGCAUCUGUAAAAAGGGAGGGAAACAAAUUGAUCUUUAAUUCUGCUUAGUCAUUUUAGACCACAUCAAUUUAGUAUAAUACCAGUAUACAAACUGAAGUUCUUCAAACUGAAGCCCUUAUACUUAUCUAUGUCUACUGAACCUGUCUUGGUGUUUCCCCAGCAAUAUGAGUAAAUCAUUUUAAAGACCAAGUCUCUAGAACUAUUGAACUUGGGGGGCAUCUAGCUGUCUCAGCCUUUCCUAUGACUCCUGCUCUUAGAAAUGAGGAGAUACAUGGUAUUUAAUCCCAUGAUGGCCCUGCUGGACUAGGACCAUUGGGGCUUCUGUAAUUACUACUAAAGGGAGAUGUGUUAGCAUUUGUACAUUCUUGCAUUGACCCUGCCCCCCUGCUCUACCAGUAGACCCUAUCCCACCAAAUGCCCAUUGGAUUAGUUGUUGUAGUUAUUCUUCAAUUGCUGUGACAAAAACCAUGACCAAAGCAAAAUAUGAAAGCAUUUAAUUGGGCUUGCCUUUGAGAGGGUUAGAUUCCGUGCUGGCAGAGCAGCUGAGCUCACAUUUUGAUCUGCAAGUAGGAGGCAGAGAAAGAACCCAGAAACCCCAAAACUUGCCCCACGGUGCCAUACUUCCUCCAACAAGGCUACACCUUGUAAUUCUUCCCAAACAGUUCC